Gigantopelta aegis is the source of this 2780-nucleotide messenger RNA. RefSeq names its product sodium/calcium exchanger regulatory protein 1-like. The transcript is spliced from 4 exons. The record is from RefSeq and is a predicted model, not a curated record. The coding region runs from base 75 to 494 and encodes 139 amino acids. Gene Ontology annotation, cellular component: nucleus; cytosol. Gene Ontology annotation, molecular function: fatty acid binding. Lineage: Eukaryota; Metazoa; Mollusca; Gastropoda; Neomphalida; Peltospiridae. Gene Ontology annotation, biological process: fatty acid transport.
UAUCCUACAAUCGAAUACAACCCAGUUAUCGAACACUGCCGAGUUGUCAUUGGGGCAAGUUCACUGAAGACACCAUGACAAACCUUGUUGGAAACUGGCGGCUUGAAACAAAUGAGAACAUUGACCAAUAUAUGAAAACUAUCGGCGUGGGUUUCUUUCUUAGAAAACUGGCAAAUAAAAUAACCAGCUAUGAGGAAAUAAAACAAGAUGGCGAAUUCUGGGAAAUCCAUUUCACUUCUACGUUCAAAAAUGACGUAAUACGGUUCAAGCUGGGCGAAUUGUUUGAGGAGGAAACCAUGGAUGGAAAGACGGUCAAGACGGUAAUGUCGGUGGAUGGCGGAAAGUUGAUUCAGUAUCAGAACGGCGUGAAGGAAGGUGACUUGGAUCGGGAGGCUGUUCGGGAACUACAGGAUGAGGACACGAUGACUGUGACGUUCACUGCUGUAGGAACAGGUAUAUCAGCGAAACGGAUUUUCAAACGUUACACCAAAUGAUUUCGGAAAUUCGAAUUUUGCAUUCAUUCGCACACGUAUCAUGGCGGACUGGAGAUGGGGGUGGGGAGAGAAGAAAGAAAUAACGAAAAACAGUUGAGGGAUAAUCGUGAGAAUUGGAGGAUGUAGGCCAUAUUUCAUUCCAUCUGCCCUGGUCAAAACGUUCUGGGUCGUGAUUUUGUGAUCAAGUAAAAAAGGGUGGGGUGAAGCAUAUUAUACGACACUAUUUUUCCUGUACAUUUUGAGGUCAAUAUAUCCGUAAGAUGUAUAAUACGCAAUUCCGCACAAUACGACACUAACUAUUACAUUUUUAGUGAUAUAUAAAGCCACUUAGUAGAUAUAUGGUUUUUACUUAUAGAAUUUUUUACAAAUAUUUUAUUGGCAUAAUGUUAUACAUGCGUAACAGCUAAUCCAUUAGUGACAUCGAAUGCUGGUUGGCCUGUCUCGCAUAUUACUAGUAUUUACUUUCCGUGGAUUUCCACUUCCAGGGCCGUACUUUGCUUAACAUAAGUGUGGUGACAGCACAAGAAAGAAUCAGGGUACAAUAUUACAGGGUCUUCUCGGGGUGUACAAAAAGGGGGCACUUAUAAACUUAAAAAUGGCUUCUUUUUUUGUUUUGUUUUGUGUAUGUGUAGUGUUCAACCAUUACAUCUACACCACUGUUAGAUCCUGCCGUGAUUUCAAGAUCCACGAAAGGGAGUGCGUAUUAUACAUAUAAAUUAUAAAAGAGGGCGUGUAUGUAUACCAGGGGCCUAGACUGGGGGGCGGGGUAUCUGAGAUUUUGAACGUCACCCCCACCCCCCACACCCGCUGAAGCUAAAACAUUUUUUUUACAGUGCAAAUUAGGCUAUUCAUAUAGGUAUCAAGUGUAGACAAAAGUGUCUGCUAGGUUCAUAUUCGAACACUCCUAGGUACAGACUACGCUUCGCCCCUGAUUAAGCGGCGUUAAGGACUUGGACAUUUGAAAGAGGUGCAUCUGUUCUUUUUAACACAUUGUUUGAAAUGUCCAGUACAGUACAUUUAUAACUUCACACCUUUUUUGUAUUUGCUAUCUUGGUGUCGCUGGAAUGGAUUGAUAUGCCAAACAUUCCAUUCAUCGAUAGGAAAUGAGAUUGUUUUUAAAGGGACUGUCCUGUGUUUCCUGCGGUUGUAUUACAGUUAUUGUCGUCUUUACUGCUAUUGAAGGCAAAGUAGGUUUACGUUAACAUGCAAUACUGACAAAUUAAUUUAUAUUAGCGACCUAGUAGCAGCUGACAUACAGUUUUACAAGAUAUAUUCGCUGCACAAGACUUUUUUCUUUUCUUUUUUGAUGUUUGCUUUUAGCAGUAAAAAAGAGGAACUUUUUUGUUGCUUUUCACCGGAUCAACUGAAUAAAUUUUAAGAUGCCUCCCCCCCCCAAAAAAAAAGAAAAAGAAAAAAAGCUCAAACAAUUUUUUUUUUUAAAUGUUUUAUUUAACAAUAAAACUAGAUCACAUUGAUUAAUUAAUCAUUGGCUAUUGCAUGUCAAACAUUUGGUAAUUCUGACAGUCUUCACAGGAACCCAGGCGCGUGUGAAGUGGAGGGUUUCUGCGUGUCAAAAUGUCUUCCAGUGCAGGGGGAGGGUUUUGGGGGUCGAAACUUCUCCCUGUUUAAACAUCGAUACAUAUAUUCAAUAUAUUUUCCCCAAGGAGUGUGUCUCUCGAGUUCUCUAUAACAUUCGCCCGCUACUAUCUAGACUCAUCCCUACUACAAUUCCUGCACAAGUCUGCUAUAUUUUCCCCAUUAGCAGCAAGGGUUGUUUUAUAUGCACUGCACAGCCUUUGAUGUACCAGUCAAGGGACACUACAUGUUUUAGACCAGUUGAUCCAUUUCAACAACUACAACGACAACUUCAUUUUCUUGUUUAAGAGUAUUAGUGUGUGUUUCUAGUCGUCCUAAUGUUUUAACAGCUCAAAUUGUACUUCACUUUCAGUCAUAUUCACACGUAGGUAUGUAAGUACAUGUAUGUAUUUUAUUUUGGGAAAGCCACACAAUCACACACCCCCCCCCCCCCCCCACACACACACACUCCAAACUAGGAAGUCCUGUUACAACUGUAAGACAAGCUAAUAAACAAGGUGGGUAAAUGUGAUUGGAGGGCGCCCCUGGCCCCGCCAGUGAAAUCCAGGACAAUCUCUUUAACAAUAAGAACUGUUGUGUGAAUAUUUUUAAUAUUAAAUGUCUUGUCUUUGUGAACACGAAAUACUGUUAUUUUCUUUUAUACAUGAUACUUGUAAUACUGAUAUGCUAUGAAAUAAAAUUAACACAUUU